AUGAAGCUUCAGCUCCUCUUUGCUCUAUUUCUUGCCACCGGUGCCGUCUCAGCUCGUGCACACGAUAAUCAACGUCGUGGGGGUAGCGGAGGGGGCGGAGGGGGCGGAGGGGGCGGGUGUCCGAAGCCACUUACAGUUACAGUUUAUAAAACAAAAAUUGUGCCUUCUAUAUACACAAAAUGUACAACGAUAACUACAAAGACCCACGGAACUAAAACCAUUACAGAGACUACGACGCUUCCGUUAGCCACUACUACGGAGACAUCGACUACCACAGAAACCUCGACCACUACGGAAACAUCUACCACUACGGAAACAUCAACCACUACGGAAACCUCUACCACUACGGAUACCUCGACCACUACUGAUACAUCUACCACUACGGAAACCUCUACCACUACGGAAACCUCUACCACUACCGAUACCUCGACCACAACGGAAACCUCUACCACUACGGAAACAUCUACCACUACGGAAACAUCUACCACUACUGAUACCUCGACCACUACGGAAACAUCUACCACUACGGAAACCUCUACCACUACUGAUACCUCGACCACUACGGAAACAUCUACCACUACGGAAACAUCAACCACUACGGAAACCUCUACCACUACGGAUACCUCGACCACGACGGAAACCUCAACCACGACAGUCUCGCAGUGUCCAUGCCCUACUGCCCCUGUCCUAGAUUCAGGUUUUGAACAUCCAGCCGCCGUUGCAGGAGGAAGCACCCCUCUAGGGUGGUUUCAGGCCGCGUCUAACAGCGGCGCGGGCCAAAUUACUGACAACAAAAAACACGACGGCCUCAAAUCAUUUAAGGCUAGCAGAACAUCGAACAACAACAACUGGUAUUAUAAACUUGGGCAGAAAGUCUCCUUGUGCCCUGGAAAGCAAUAUACUUUGAAUUUGUUCGUCCUAGGAACAUCAACUUAUUGCAAGAUCCAGGUUCACAUCGGGAGUGUUGAAGUAGUGCCUGAAACCAGAACGGAUCCCGCGGGUGAUUGGAGGCUGUUGACCGGCAUGUGGGCUUCGACGGGUGAUGCGACGUUGUAUGUGACGUUCUCCGGGUGUCCAUCGGGGGCGUAUAUCUAUCUCGAUGAUAUAACACUCACACCCGUAUAA
Morchella importuna is the source of this 1125-nucleotide messenger RNA. RefSeq lists its product as uncharacterized. The record is from RefSeq and is a predicted model, not a curated record. Bases 1 to 1125 code for a protein of 374 amino acids. The transcript is spliced from 3 exons. Lineage: Eukaryota; Fungi; Ascomycota; Pezizomycetes; Pezizales; Morchellaceae.